AUGGCCUCCUGGUUUGGGGGGAGCGACCCCCUCCUGGUCCUGCUGGUCAUUAUCUUGCUGGCGCGCUUCAUCCUGUGGUCUUGCCUGGGGACCUAUGUUGAUUACAGGCUGGCCCGGCGGCAGCCCCGCAAACCCAAGGAGGACUAG
Molecule: messenger RNA, 147 nt
Organism: Molossus molossus (Pallas's mastiff bat)
Lineage: Eukaryota; Metazoa; Chordata; Mammalia; Chiroptera; Molossidae
Gene: SMIM38
Product: small integral membrane protein 38
Exons: 1
Coding region: 1-147 (48 amino acids)
Source: RefSeq, a predicted model, not a curated record